Molecule: messenger RNA, 1258 nt
Organism: Angiostrongylus costaricensis
Lineage: Eukaryota; Metazoa; Nematoda; Chromadorea; Rhabditida; Metastrongylidae
Source: the annotation of a GenBank genome assembly
AUGCGGAGCCCGCACAACCAUUGAGGACGAGCUCUCCAAGUAUCCAAGUAAAUAAGUAUCAUGUUGCCAACUAUCCGUAAGAUGUGAAGUUAAGAUCUCUCUGCAUGAAAGUUAUGCUUUAAAACGAUUUAUCAUCGAUAAAAUUCGAGCAACCGGUCCAAUAACGGUGGCCGAGUACAUGAAAACGGCAGUUAGUGCGCCUACGAUUGGCUAUUAUGGCGGUUUUUCUGAAUCACGAAAGGUUUUUGGAGAAGAAGGAGACUUCGUCACUGCUCCAGAACUUACUCAACUUUUUGGCGAACUCGUGGGUGUUUGGUGCUACUACGAGUUGGCAAACACGGGCUAUCAUGGACCUUGGCAACUUGUUGAAUGUGGACCGGGUACUGGACAACUUAUGAGAGACAUUCUUAGAGCACUGGUCAAUUUUCAGGAGAAGAAUGUCUCAGUGCAUUUGGUGGAGUGUUCAGAUGCCCUCAUUGAACAACAGGAACGGCUACUUUGUGGUCCCUGUGGCUCUUUACCUUCUUCGGAAUCCCCUGAAACUAUUCCCAUACAGUUUUCCGUCUUCGUCAGUAACGAAUUCCUUGACUCGUUGCCAGUUCAUCAGUUCAGCCGAGAUUCUAAUGGGACGUGGAAUGAGAUAUAUGUUAAUAUUGACAAAGCUAAUGAAUUGUGCUUCAUGAGAUCGAAGGGCGAAAACCUGCACACACGUGGACUAAUACCAGACAAUAUCCGACACGAUGGUCAGCGAAUCCAUUGGGAAUGCAGUCCUGAAGCUGGCACGUUUAUCAACCAGACUACGGAGAGAAUUAUAUAUAAUGGUGGUUUCGGAAUUAUCUUUGAUUACGGCCACGAUGGUUCCCGCAAUGACUUGUCUUUUAGAGGCUACAAAAAGCAUGAACAGGUCCAUCCUUUGAGCCAACCUGGUGCCAUUGACUUGACAGCUGAUGUGAAUUUCGGUUACCUGAAAUCUCUAGUCGCCGAUAGAGCGGCGGUAUAUGGUCCGAACACUCAGCGUGAGUUCCUUGGUCAAAUGGGUGUUGAGCUACGUCUGAGGAGGUUAUUAAAGUCAUGUAAUGAUCGAGAAAAACAGGAAUCACUAAUAAAGUCUUACAACUUCUUGAUGGGUGACAUGGGCGAGCGUUUUUUGACAAUUUCUAUAUUCCCUAAGACUCUUAGUGGAAUUCUGGAACAAAGAGGAGGGCCUGCUGGUUUUGCUCUUCCUCUUUCUUCGCAUUCAAAAUCUCAAACAAAAUAA